Molecule: messenger RNA, 1986 nt
Organism: Bradysia coprophila
Lineage: Eukaryota; Metazoa; Arthropoda; Insecta; Diptera; Sciaridae
Gene: RIOK1
Product: RIO kinase 1
Molecular function (GO): protein serine/threonine kinase activity; ATP binding
Source: RefSeq, a predicted model, not a curated record
AGACAAUAGGAGUGCAUGGUAUGAACGAAAUGUCAAAUAUUUUUGUCAACAAACGUGCUUCAAGUGAUUACUAGUGCAGAAGGAAUUAUAUUGCAAUAAUUGUGAAAUAUUUGGUCGAACAACGAAAUCAGUCUGCAGACAAUCGAAACUGAACCAUGGAAGGACAAUUCGACGAUGCCCCGGAUGAUAUGACGGAAUUACCAUCAUAUCAUAAAGAAGAAAAGGAAAGACCACCGAUUGAGCUUUCUCCAGAAUCCGAAUUGAGCAAACGACUAACCGAUGCCGAUCUCGAUGAUCACUACUAUUCGGAUUUGGACAGUGAAGAAUAUGACAGCGAUGAUUUCGGGUAUUACGAUGAGCAAGAUGGUCAAUACCAGAAACACAGUCACAACAUCUCCACCAAUCAAUCCCAUGCGAAUGUACAGUCGUCGAGCAACAAGUUGUCCUCAUUCCAACCGAGCGAUAAAUUGUUCAAGAAAUUCACGAACAAAAUCAAUGUGGAAAAGUAUGAAGGGCCCAGGUUACCAAAUCAUGCCGUCAACACAUUGAUGGAAAAUAGUAAAAAGAUGGAUUCAGACCGGUAUCGUUCUAAGGAUAAACACGAUCGAGCUACUGCUGAACAAGUGAUGGAUCCCAGAACCAGAAUGAUUUUAUUCAAAUUGAUGAGUCGUGGUGCGAUUAGUGAAAUCAAUGGCUGUAUAUCAACUGGUAAAGAAGCUAAUGUUUAUCAUGCCGUGUCCAAAGCAGAUGAAGAGUAUGCCAUCAAAAUCUAUAAGACUUCCAUUUUGGUGUUCAAAGAUCGCGAUAAAUACGUUUCGGGAGAAUUCCGCUUUAGACAUGGCUACUGUCGUCACAAUCCCCGUAAAAUGGUGCGAACCUGGGCUGAAAAAGAAAUGCGAAAUUUAGUUCGUAUGCAAAAUGCCGGACUGCCAGUCCCAACACCAGUGAUACUGCGUAGCCAUGUUCUGGUUAUGACAUUCUGUGGGGAAAAAGGUUGGCCUGCUCCAAAGUUAAAAGACGUUGAAAUGAGCUCGUCGAAAGCGCGAGAAUUGUAUCGUGAUUGCGUGAUUCUGAUGUGGAAAAUGUACAGCAAAUGCAAGUUGGUUCAUGCCGAUUUAUCCGAAUUCAAUUUGUUGUAUUACAACGGACAAAUUGUGGUCAUCGAUGUGAGUCAAUCGGUUGAACACGAUCAUCCUCAUGCGUUCGAGUUUCUGAGAAAAGAUUGCACAAACAUUUCGGAAUUCUUCCGGAAACGCGAAGUGGCUACGAUGACGGUUAAAGAGUUGUUCGACUUCAUUACGGAUCCGACUAUAAACGACGACAAUCUUGAUGACUACUUGGAAACGUUAUCGGAAAGAAUUGCAGACCGAGACAUCAAUCAACUUACCGAACAGGAAAAGGUCGACGAAGAGGUGUUCAAGAGGGCCUAUAUUCCCAAACGCUUGGAUGAGGUCAUCAACGUUGAACGUGAUAUCGUUAAGGCGAAAACUGGUGCUGGUGAUGAAUUAGUUUAUACGAAAAUAAUUGGUCUGAAUGCUGAAUUGGCGGUGCAAAAAACACCGGGUCUGCUGCAGAACGAGGAAGAAAUUGAGAAAAUAUCUGAUAAUUCGUCUUCAGCUAGUGGAAGUGAUGAAGAAACAUGUUCCGAUGUUGAUGAUGAUACGAAUAACAGUAAGUUCAAGGAUAGUGCUCGCCCGCGUGACGAAUCACCGGAGAGUAAAAAAAAUCGUAAGAAAGCAGUCAAAGAAGCGCAGGCCGAAAAACGUAAACAGAAGUUGAAGAAACAUGUUAAGAAACGUAAAGAGAAACUUGGAACGAAAAAGAAAUAAUUUAUUUGGAAGAAAGCUUUUGUUUUUUUUUCUCGUCAUAAAAUGUUGGAUUUUAAUUAGCUGUUGGUAAUAAAACAAAACAAUUUAAAUUUUAAACCAAGUACAAAAUUUAUUUUUGUAAUUUUACCUAUUUUGUUGUUACAUUUUACACACAUAA